Tricharina praecox is the source of this 934-nucleotide messenger RNA. RefSeq lists its product as uncharacterized. The record is from RefSeq and is a predicted model, not a curated record. Lineage: Eukaryota; Fungi; Ascomycota; Pezizomycetes; Pezizales; Pyronemataceae. The transcript has a single exon. The coding region runs from base 65 to 514 and encodes 149 amino acids.
CGAGGGACCCCGCGCUACACGAACGUCCAGCCUAGGCUCAGCUAACACUACUCUACUCCGCUCUAUGUACUCUAUUCUACUCUAUCUACUCCACUCUACUCUACAUACGUGCUGCAGAUCACUCCGCGCGCUGCAUACGGGCUCGCGAACCUCCAGCCGACAUCCAUUACGCAUCCCACGCUCGACGAUGGCGGCAUCCCAGAGCGCCCCCGAUGCGAAGGGCGCAAUUUACGGCCAGCUAUUGGACCCAGCCCGAGCCCCCCAGCCCCGGACCCAGCCCUGGACCUGUCUGGACCCUGCUGUCCGCGACCUUGGGAAUGAGGUCGCCACUGGGCGUGUGUGCCAGGGGGGCUUUGCAGGAAGGCUGGCUGGCUGGCUCGACUCGGCGGCCUUACGCGCAGUCACAGACAGAGCUCCGAGUCGUUUACGUACUCUAACUACUAUACAACACCGUCCACAGCCGGCCGGCUCGCGUACCUACCUACCAAAGCACCUAAGGUACUGUACCUCCUAGGCACCGCAUCCCACACCCAAAUCACUAUUGGAGAGAUCGCCCCGACAUCCGCUUGCGGGGUCGAAAUACAGAAUCGCUUGCGGAGACGAAGUACAGGAUCGCUUGUGGAGUCGAAAUACAGAAUCGCUUGCAGUGGCGAGCAAGGAACAGCUUUUUCGCACCUUCGAUCCCGGGUGGUGGUGGGGGGUCGUCCCACCGACACGUUUGGCGGCGGGCCGCGUGUUACCGAGGCUCGAAGCGGCCAAGAAAAGCCCUUAUUCAUCCCAUGCUGGAUGAGCUCUCCACACAGUGGGUUGAUGCCAAAUUAAUGAGCUCUCACCCCCGGUCCGAGGAGAAACUGGUAGUGGGGAUUGUUCGAGGAGGUCUCACUCGCAUGGUUCUUCAGCGCCGGGCGAGACUGCACCACUGCACCACUGCACC